Messenger RNA from Andrographis paniculata, 2506 nucleotides. RefSeq names its product protein NUCLEAR FUSION DEFECTIVE 4-like. The record is from RefSeq and is a predicted model, not a curated record. Gene Ontology annotation, cellular component: membrane. Bases 661 to 2325 code for a protein of 554 amino acids. The transcript has 3 exons. NCBI's taxonomy places the organism in Eukaryota, Viridiplantae, Streptophyta, Magnoliopsida, Lamiales, Acanthaceae. Gene Ontology annotation, molecular function: transmembrane transporter activity. Gene Ontology annotation, biological process: transmembrane transport.
UACUGAACCGAAGCGAGACAAAACUAUGACGAUUCCGAGGACAGCUUGUCGCCGGCGGCGGCCGAAGUUAAAUGACAAAUCAAAAACUGCCGAACAGAAGAAGAAAGAAAGACAGAAAAGCAGAUCAUACACGUGAAGAAGCAGAGCUCCAAGCUGCGUGUCGAUGGUUUAUACAUUGUACGUAUCAUUUCCUCAAAUGGAUAUUAUCUGUAUCGCUUUCAGUUUCUUGGUUUAUUAGGAGAACAAGUUUCCAGAAUCAGAAGAAGCAGGUUACAGUAACUGGAGCCUAAAGUUUUCUGAAAGUGGUAAGAAUUUAAUUAUGAUGGAUUUCCAUGGAUAGUCAAGUAGUUUCUGACGCCGAGCAACAAUGGAGAAGAAGUAAGGCCCACGUCAGGAUCUCGAAAUUAAGACAUAUAGGCAUGCAAUUUGUCCUAUUGACACCCAACCCCAAAAAGGUUCAAAACCCUACCUAAUACAGCGGAAAGAAAGAAGGAAGUUUUCAAAUCCGCCGCCGUUCAAGAAAAUGAAAGAAGAAAACAAUUAAUUAAAGUCGACGCCGGUCCGGAUUCGUGCUUACUUCUAGCGUAAGAGGCUGAAACAAAUGGAUUGAAGAAUUGGGGAUUUGGGAGCUUGGAAUCGAAAACUUUUAACGAGAAGGCGAUGCUGAGCCUGAAAGGUGGGACUCGGCCGCCGUGGGUGGGUCUGGGCGCCGCCGUGUGGGUGCAGAUUGCAGCGGGGAAUUCAUACAACUUCCCUCUCUAUUCGCACUCCCUGAAAUCCGUUCUGGGUUUCAAUCAGAGGCAGCUUACUCUGCUGGGCGUGGCGAAUGAUGUUGGUGAAAAUGUUGGCAUUCUUCCUGGGCUGGUCUGCAACAAGUUCCCUCCAUGGGUAGUCCUCCUGAUCGGAGCUUUCGCUUGUUUCUUUGGCUAUGGAGUUCUCUGGCUCGCUCUUAGCCAAACUGUUGCUUCCAUGCCUUACUGGAUGUUAUGGUUAGCUUUAUGUAUUGCAACAAACAGCAGUGCUUGGUUCAGCACGGCGGUGCUGGUCACGAAUAUGAGAAACUUCCCGCUGAGCCGGGGGACGGUCGCCGGAAUUCUUAAAGGCUACGGUGGGCUCAGCGCUGCAGUGUUCACUGAACUUUACAGUGUACUGCUCAACAACUCUUCUACAAAGCUAUUGAUGUUCCUAGCGCUUGGAGUUCCUAUGCUUUGUCUUAUGAUGAUGUUUUUCGUUAAGCCGUGCACGCCGGCGGCCGGCGAUGAUAAUCCUUCCGAGCACUCGCAUUUUGUUUUCAUUCAAGUUGCUAGUGUUCUACUCGGCGUAUAUGUUCUUACAACCACGAUACUCGACGAGAUGCUACCAAUAAGUGCUCCGGUAGGAUGCGCUUUACUUCUCGUCAUGGUGCUGCUUCUGAUGGCUCCGCUCGCUGUCCCUGUCAAGAUGACGUUCUGCGCGUCUGAUCGAAUGCGGUCUUCUUCUUUGCAAGAGUCCGACAAAGCUGAGGCCCUUCUGGAAGCUUCUUCGUCGGCAGCCAGUCUUCACGGCUGUAAUGAGAGUGAUGGCCUGUCUGAAAUAGACAUGCUUCUUGCCGAGGGUGAAGGGGCUGUUAAGAAAAGGAGGAAACCUCGAAGAGGGGAGGAUUUCACGUUUUCUGAAGCUUUGAUCAAAGCUGAUUUUUGGCUCUUGUUUUUGGUAUACUUCGUCGGCGUUGGUUCCGGCGUCACCGUUCUAAACAACCUGGCGCAGAUCGGAAUCGCUCAGUAUGUGCACAACACGAAGCUCCUCUUGUCCCUCUUCAGCUUCUGCAAUUUCGCCGGUCGACUUGGCGGUGGCAUUGUCUCCGAAUAUCUCGUCAGGUCGAAAGCAAUUCCUCGAACCAUCUGGAUGACGAUCACACAGAUGAUAAUGGUGAUCGCGUAUCUACUCUUCGCUUCGUCUCUCAACGGCACUCUUUUCGCUGCAACUUCGUUGCUCGGCAUCUGCUACGGCUUCCAAUUCUCAAUCAUGAUCCCCACAGCUUCGGAGCUCUUCGGCCUUAAGAACUUCGGUUUGAUAUCAAGCUUCAUAGCGCUGGGGAAUCCGGUCGGGGCGUGCCUGUUCUCAAGUCUUCUGGCUGGAUUCGUGUACGACAAUGAGGCGGCGAGGCAGCACUCGGCGACCUGCUUGGGUCCGAACUGUUUCCGGCUAACUUUCCUCGUUCUGGCCGGAGUAUGCACCGUCGGAGCUGUGCUUAGCAUCGUGCUGACUCUGCGGAUCAUCCCGGUGUACAAAAUGCUUUACGCCGGCGGAUCGUUCAGGACACCGCAGCCGAGUUCGGAGCAUUGAGAGCAAUGCAAUGUAAAACGUUUUAAGAUUGUCCGUACGCGGGGCGGGCUUCCCAUCGGACAUUACAUUGGUAGAGGCAUUGUAGUAGAACUAACUCGAACACUCUUCUACGUAUAUGGACACCUUUGUAGUAUUAUUAUAAGCUUGGUAGUGAAAUUAUGGCCUUUUUUUAAUAUUAAAU